AUGUCUGUCCCUAAUGAAAAAUCCACAGAGACCGUCGAGGCGACAGAAACGCCCGCGGUCGUACAGUCCGAGUCUAAGAACUAUGGGGGCGUCCAAUCUUCUGUGGGGGAAGUCCGUCAGAAAUGGUACCAGUGGUUUGCACCCACCGACACUCCGGCUGAGCGACGGUUGAUCCUUAAGCUGGACGGGUUGAUCAUCGUGUUUGUGUUUCUGGCCAACUGGGCCAAGGUUCUGGAUUCGUCGGCGACCAGCACGGCAUAUGUGAGUGGGAUGAAGGAGGACCUCAAGUUAUAUGGAAAUCAGUUGAAUUAUCUCAACACCAUCUAUAUGGUCGGCUUCAUCACCAUGCAAAUUCCCUUGACUCUCCUGAUGACCCGCUGCCCUGUGAAUUAUUUCCUGCCAGCUGCUGAUCUCUUCUGGGGAGUCUUCACGCUGGCGCAAUACAAAGCUUCAAAUGUGACCCAGCUCUAUGCUCUGCGUUUCUUCGUAGGAGCCCUCGGUGGCUUCUUCUUCCCCGCCGUCCAAUGGUACUUGGGGAGCUGGUACAAGCGCUCCGAACUUUCUCGCCGAGGAGCUAUCUUCUUCAUCGCCAGUCAAGUUGGCAGCAUGAGCUCUGGCUAUAUCCAAGCCGGAGCUUAUGCGCGACUGGACGGACGAUAUGGCAUCGAAGGAUGGCGAUGGCUCUACAUUAUUUGUUUUGCGUGCACUAUUCCGAUCGCUUUCCUCGGUCUAUGCCUGUUGCCGAGUACGCCGGACAGGUGCAACUCGCGAUUCUUGAGCGCGGAUGAGAUUCGAUUGGCGCAGGAGCGAAUGGCUUCUGAGAAUCGGGAAGCUCGUCAGCCGUUCACUCUGCCUCGGAUUCUGGAGAUCUUGAAGAGUUGGAGGCUUUGGGUGUUGGUUUCGUUUGCGUUUUUCUUCUCGCAGGCUGAUGGAGUUUCUUCGAAUAGCGGCCUCCCGCUGUGGCUCAAGGCUGAGGGGUAUUCAGUUGAAAGCAUCAACGCUAUUACUACGGUGUCGCCCGCUGUGACUAUUGUAGCUUCGGUUGUGUGCGGUGUUCUUUCGGACGUCUAUGACACAAAGGCGAGCUUGAUUGCAGUUACUGCGUUGCUGAAUAUCUUUGCUUGCAUCGUUCUGGCGAUUUGGAACGUCCCUGUUGGCCUUAAAUUCUUCGCGUUCUUCCUUUCUGGAACGGCGGAUGGAAUCGCGGCGAUCAUCUAUGCCUGGGCGAAUGAGAUUUGUGCACAUAGCGCUGAGGAGCGUGCGCUCGUCAUCAGUGCGAUGAAUACUAUCGGAAACACCUUUGGAGCAUGGAUUCCUCUCUUUGUCUGGAAGACCGUCGAUGCACCGCGGUAUCUCAUCGGUUAUAACUGGACAAUUGCCCUUGAUGUGUGCAUGCUUGUUAUGCUCGCCGUGCUGAGACAUUUCUGGAUUCGCGAGCAGAAACGGGCUCGGAGUUAG
Messenger RNA from Penicillium daleae, 1458 nucleotides. RefSeq lists its product as uncharacterized. Gene Ontology annotation, molecular function: transmembrane transporter activity. The record is from RefSeq and is a predicted model, not a curated record. Gene Ontology annotation, biological process: transmembrane transport. Lineage: Eukaryota; Fungi; Ascomycota; Eurotiomycetes; Eurotiales; Aspergillaceae. The transcript has 3 exons. Gene Ontology annotation, cellular component: membrane. The coding region runs from base 1 to 1458 and encodes 485 amino acids.